Thelazia callipaeda (thelaziosis nematode) is the source of this 1347-nucleotide messenger RNA. The record is from the annotation of a GenBank genome assembly. Lineage: Eukaryota; Metazoa; Nematoda; Chromadorea; Rhabditida; Thelaziidae.
AUGUUCAGCUGGUCACUAUCUAAUUCUUCUGCAACAUUGAAAUCUGUUAAAUCACUAUCGUCGUCAACAUCCUCGUUUGGUCGAACAUUUCUCGAGAAUUUUACUCGUUCUUCAUUGUAUUAUUCAUUAACAUCACUUGAUAAAACCAAUUUAUGGAGCAAAUUUUAUGUUGAACAUGACGAGAAUAUCCAAAAAGUUUUGGAUGUAGUAUCCGUAGAUCAGAAAGUGAUCACAAAUCCGAAUGCUAAUAAACGACGACGUACGGUGAUGGUUACUCGUACUGAUGGACAAGCGUUUGGUUUCACUUUACAAACAUAUUUGCUCAAACGAAAAGAUGAGGAUGUGCCUUCAAAAGUAACUUACGUUGAUUACGUACAACUUGAAAGUCCAGCUGCUGAUGCUGGCAUUCGUGCGGGUGAUGUGAUAAUCUCCAUAAAUGGUUUGAUUGUGACCGAAAUGGGUCAUGAAUCAUUGAUCAGAUUGAUCAGUUCUUGUCACCAAAUGCGGAUGAUUGUCAUUUUUGAAAAUAUUCGACAACGAAUAGAAUUAGUCGCUCGAACAAUUAAACUUCGCAAAAUCCUUAACGAUAAAUUGUAUCAAUUGAAUCUGAUUGAUAUCGAAGAGCAGAAAAUUUUAAAUAGAGCUUACUUACGUUCGUUAUCUGCACAAAAGAAGCUUCACUCUUUGACUGAUUCGUUAUCAUCAGCUGGUACAUCUUCGAUAUCUUCAGCGAGCUUAACGCCUUCUGAACCUGGUGAAAUUAGAAAUGAUCCCAGACCAUGUGUGAUACGCAUACCAACGAUUAUGAUACCAAAUCGUGGCACAGGCAUAGAAGCAAACAAAAAUUUAUUUGGGAAACAGAUAUCCGACCCAGCAGUUUUUCUAAAUGCUUCUUCUUUGACACAGCCAACAAAUUUAACAUUAUCAAGAAGGUCGAAGGUUAAAAGAGAUGAAGUGGAAUCCGAAGAAAUUCAACAACGAAUUUCUUAUUAUGGAUCUGAUUUAGAAGAUUUUGAUCACAUUAGCACAUCAUCAAAUGUUACUGCAGAAAUUAGUGAUAUUCCAAGAAUUUGCGAAAUCUUUUGCGAUAAUAAUGUUGAUGAUAGCGAAGAUAUUAGCUACAAUAGUUUUGAAAAUAACGAUUGCGAAAAUUAUGAAGGAAGUAGUGAUAAUGGUAGUGCUGAAUUUGCUGAUGAUAAUGAUUCUACAUCUCCCCUGCAAGAAGUACGAUUAUCUGAAUUUGUAUUUGAUUCUGUAGCUCUUAAUCAUGUAAUCAGGUUAGAUAAUGGUGUUAUCAGUAGUCAGAACAAUAACAGUGAAAAGUCAAGGUUUGAAGUUGCAAACUAA